Bufo bufo (common toad) is the source of this 2318-nucleotide messenger RNA. RefSeq names its product trehalase (gene TREH). NCBI's taxonomy places the organism in Eukaryota, Metazoa, Chordata, Amphibia, Anura, Bufonidae. Gene Ontology annotation, biological process: trehalose catabolic process. Gene Ontology annotation, molecular function: alpha,alpha-trehalase activity. Bases 371 to 2113 code for a protein of 580 amino acids. The transcript is spliced from 15 exons. The record is from RefSeq and is a predicted model, not a curated record.
AAAUUUGCCAAUCAUUAGCAGUGUGGAAAUGCUCUAGGAGCAAACAAGCAACGAUUGCAGAAACGAGCAAACAGUGAAAAAUGCUUAGUGGUUAUUGUUUUGUGUCACUGAACCUGUUUUGAAUGGAAACAACUUGCAGAAUCGUAGAUCUCUACCCAUUAAAGAAAAAAUAUCUGCCCAUCUUAUUACCCUGAAACUUUGUACUUAGAUCAGAACAUCAGGUUGUCUAGAAAAAAAAAUGACAGAGCACAGGGUGUAUUAGAAAGUAGACACAGGGAAGAAAGCCAAAAGAAAUCAUAGGUCAUAACUCGCACAGCGGCUUUUCAGAAGGAACUUGUUUUUCAUUUUGUUGCACUGUCUGAGGAAUAACAUGGAAUGGACAAGAGGGUGGCUGGCAUUCUUGGUGGUACUCUGUGCCUUAGGGAAAAAUGUUCGUACUGAAGAUCUUCCUCCUCCAUGUGACAGUAACAUCUAUUGCACAGGAGAAAUCCUUCAUCAUGUCCAGCUGGCCAAGAUUUUCAGCGAUGAUAAACAUUUUGUAGACAUGGGUCUCCUGGAUACACCUGAGAAAACAAUAAAAAAGUUCCAGGCUCUACUGAACAGCUCUUCGAGUGGAGAUGUUGAUCGGAAUCAGAUUAUUCAGUUUCUAAACACAUCAUUUACUAAUCCUGGAGCAGAAUUUAAAGAGUGGAACCCACUGGACUGGAAUAAAAGUCCUAAAUUCUUGUCUCAAAUUGCUGAUUCGAAGCUGCGCGCAUGGGCUGCAGACCUUAAUAAUCUCUGGAAGUCUUUGGGGAGGAAGAUAAGUCAAGAUGUAAAGGAUCAUCCAGAACUUCACUCACAAAUCUACGUUCCAAACCCCAUUAUAGUACCAGGAGGCCGAUUCAGAGAAUUUUACUACUGGGAUUCAUACUGGGUGAUCAAUGGACUCCUAUUGUCAGAGAUGUACGACACAGCCAGAGGCAUGAUAGAAAACUUCCUGUACAUCGUGGACAGAUACGGAUUUAUCCCCAAUGGAGGCAGGGUGUAUUAUCUGAAUAGGAGUCAACCACCAUUCCUAACCUUGAUGAUGGAGAGCUAUAUGAACAGUCAGAAUAACAUGACUUUUCUCAGGGAAAAAAUCAACCUUCUGAAGAAAGAAUAUGACUUUUGGAUGACUAAACGGAAUAUUUCAGUGGAACAAAAUGGCAAGAAGUAUACACUAAAUCGAUAUUAUGUACCAGCAGGGGGACCAAGGCCAGAGUCAUAUUCUAAGGAUUAUGAGCUGGCUGUGAACCUCACAGCAGGUGCAGAUCAGUCUUUAUAUUCAGAGCUGAAAGCAGCUGCGGAGUCUGGUUGGGAUUUCUCGUCACGCUGGUUCUUUGGUUCUACGAACACUUUGAGGGACACGAAAACAAGCUUAAUGAUUCCUGUGGAACUCAACGCCAUCUUAUGUCGGGUUGAGAGAUUAAUGGCUAAAUUUUACACCGAUUUAAAUAUGCCUGAUGAGGCAUCUAAAUUUUCAACUGCCCUGAACCAGCGAGUUGAAGCUGUACAGGCUGUACUCUGGGAUGAGAGUCUAGGGAUCUGGCUGGACUAUAAUACAAAUAAUACUAGUAGAAAUAAAAACUUCUACCCUACCAACCUGUCUCCACUUUGGGCUUCAUGUUACACAGACACAGCGGUUGUAGAGAAAGCUGUCUCCUAUCUGGAGACAAGUGGAGCACUAUCAUAUCAGAAUGGACUUCCAACGUCUCUUAAAGAAAGUGGUGAGCAGUGGGAUUUUCCAAAUGCCUGGCCGCCUUUACAGCACAUAGUGAUUGAAGGUUUGGAGAAGACCCAAUCUAAAAAAGCAAAGGACAUUGCAUUUAGUUUAGCUCAAAAGUGGGUGACAGUCAACUAUAAGGCUUAUGAUGUAUACAAAGCUAUGUUUGAAAAGUAUAAUGUUGAAGGUGAUGGCAAACCAGGUGGAGGAGGGGAAUAUGACGUACAGUUGGGCUUCGGAUGGACCAAUGGAGUGAUUAUACAGCUGCUGGACCUCUACGGAUCGCGCCUGACAAGCUCUGCCGCCAGCACCACCUUCUCUGGGCUACUUUUCACACUACCUAUAUUAAUCAUUACUUUUUGGAUAUGACCCCCGGACCACCACUUGCCACCCUCAAUGACUAAUUCGCUUGACUGUCUAAUGUUCUCUCACACGAGCUUAGUGCGUAUUCCUCUUAUUUAUAAUGGAGAUAUCCCACAAAACUGAACAUACCAGUUCACACAGUUUACAAUACCACGCACAAACUGUGGAAGAAAGCAGAGAUCUUUUUCUGAUCCUGGACAACUCCUUUAAU